UCAGCUGCAGAGGACAGGGCAACAGAGAGGGGCUCCAGACCAUUGGUGAUAGUGUGUGUUUGUGUGUGGAAAGUCUACUUACACCAGAUAUAAAUAUUCUGGCAAAGUUUUGUGUGAGCGUCAACGGGACUGGUGUGAUCAGGGUGGGAAACUGAAGUCCGUCUGUGUGGAACUGCUUGAAAACAUUCAUUAUGGUGCAGUUUCACUGGGUUACAUCUUCAGAUAAUUGUACGUGUGUGAACCUGACUGCAUACUGACUCAUAUCUGGCUCAUAGGAAGUAUAUUUGCUGUGGGGUUUUCACCCAUAAAGCAGCUUCAGGCUGCAGUGUGUGUGUGUGUGUGUGUGUGUGUGUGUAUAUGCUCUUGCGAGAUCAGUUUCAAAAGCUGAGUUGUGUUCUAGUUAGAAUGGAGGCAAAGCUCUAGGGGGAAGGAGCAUGCUGAAACGUGGUGGCAAAAGUAGCUACAACCCUUACUCUACGAGUCAGAGAGUUAAAAAAGCCGAGCAGAAAGGCAAGAACAGGCUGGACAUACUGCCCAACAAGCACAACGUAUGGCUUAAACAGCUGUCCAUCCUCCAGGAGCAGCCUCGGAAAGAUGCGGGUGACAUCACCCUCUCCUCUUCCCCUUCCUCUUCUUCCUCCUCUUCAACGCUCACUCCAACCUCUGCCGGGCUCCAGGACCUGUCCGUGUCCUGCCCGGGUACCCCGAGCACCCAGCACAGCAAGAUGCCGGCGAUGGGCUGCCCGUCUCCCGUGUCCACCCUGAAGAGACCGACCGCCCUGAGCAGACACGCCAGCGCUGCAGGGUUCCCACUCCAGUCAUGGGUGUUCACUAAAGGCCAAGGGAAAGGGGCCUUGACCCCAACUCCUCCGUCUGAAAGUCCAGAGAGCACGGCCAUUGAAGUCGAGGACAUCCCCGCCCUGCUGAGGGACGUGGCGCGCUUCGCUGAGGCUGUGGAGAAACUGAAGGAUGUGGUGCUGGCUGAAGGUAAGGAGAAUCAGCGACCCGUGGCCCAUGAGUGUUUGGGCGAGGUCCUGCGGGUGCUGCGUCAGGUCAUUAACACCUACCCUCUGCUAAACACCGUGGAGAUCCUCACUGCUGCCGGAAAGCUCAUAUCCAAGGUCAAAGGUUUCCACUAUGAGGCUUGUAACGAGGCAGAUAAAAAGGACUUUGAGAAGGCGAUUGAAACCAUUGCAGUUGCUUUUAGCAGCAAUGUGUCUGAACUGCUGAUGGGAGAGGUGGACAGCAGCACACUGCUCUCGCUGCUCCCCACAGAGAAAAGCAGGUCAAUGGAGAACUUGUACACCGCGACAGGCCAGGGAGCAGAUGGAGGCCAGUUCAGGAGCGACCUGCAGGACAUGGGCCGAGUCGAGGAAGUGGAUGUGAUCUUGCAGCGCAGCGAGGGAGGGGUGGACUCGGCUCUGCUCUACGCCAAAACCAUUUCAAAGUACAUGAAGGACCUGAUCAGCUACGUGGAGAAGAGAAUUUCACUGGAGACUGAGUUUUCCAAAGGCCUCCAGAGAUUAUACCAAUCCUGCAAACACAGCAUAACACAUCCCCACAUGCCCCUCUUCUCCAUCUACUCUCUGGCUCUGGAGCAGGACCAGGAGCAGAGCGUGGGGCUGCAGCAGGCCAAUACCACCCUGCACAGCCAGACCUUCAUCCAGCCUCUGAUGCAGCGGAAACAGGAGCAUGAAAAGAGACGGAAGGAGAUCAAGGAACACUGGAUUCGAGCGAAGAGAAAACUGUUGGAGUGUGAGGUCAACCUGCGAAAGGCCAAGCAAGUCUACAUGGUCCGCUGUGAGGAGUACGACAAGGCCAAAACCGCAGCCUGCCGAGCCGAGGAGGAGGGAGGAGGAUCUACAGCGAAGUCCUUGGAGAAGAAGAAAAGAUUAGAGGAAGAGGCUCGCAAUAAGUCAGACGAAGCGGAGGCCACCUACCGGACAUGUAUAGCAGAUGCCACAACUCAGCAGCUGGAGCUGGAGCACACCAAGGUCACAGUGCUGAGACAGCUGCAGGACGUCAUCAAACAGAGCGACCAGACCCUGCGCUCGGCCACCAUCUCCUACUACCAGCUCAUGCACAUGCAGACGGUAGCCCUGCCCGUCCACUACCAGACUCUGUGUGAGAGCAGCAAGCUGUAUGACCCAGGCCAGCAGUACGCCGCCCACGUGCGAGACCUGCAGCUACCCGAGCAGCCGAAUGUUCAAUACACAUUUGAGACCUACUCCCCCUCCAGCUCGUCGUCACAGCAGGGCCACAGACCAAGGAAUGACAGUUUCAACACAGAGCAGUCGAGCCACACAGACAGUCCUGCCGCCAGCGUGGAGACAGCAGCUGCUGACAGUAGAGACACAGAGGCCCACCGCAAGAGGCAGGGCCACAAGUCAUGGGGUUCAACAGUGAGCGAUGACAGCGUUGGAGGAGAUGGAGGCCUGGAGUCUCCCACUGCCAGCACGAGUGACAUCAGUAAAAUGGCUCGGACAUCAUCCACUGGGACGAUGUCGUCCAAUGAGGAUGCAGAUGAGAAAGACGGGAAUGUAGCUUCUUUUGAAUCUCCAAACAUUAACGGCAUGGAUCCUGACGUGGUGGUGUCCACCAGACCCUUCCGUAACAUCGGCCUCUCCAAAGCCGCCCAGACCCAUCGAAUGAGGAAGCUGCGGACUCCGGCCAAGUGCCGCGAGUGUGACAGCUACGUUUACUUCCAGGGGGCCGAGUGCGAGGAGUGUUUUCUCGCAUGUCACAAGCGCUGUCUGGAGACUCUGGCCAUCCAGUGUGGCCAUAAGAAGCUGCAGGGCCGUCUGCAGCUGUUCGGCAGGGAGUUCUCUCAGGUUGCCAGCUGUGCCAGUGACGGCAUCCCCUUCAUCAUCACCAAGUGCAUUUCUGAGAUAGAAAGACGGGCACUCAAGAUGAAGGGCAUCUACAGGGUGAACGGGGUGAAGACUCGUGUUGAGAAACUGUGUCAGGCCUUUGAGAAUGGGAAGGAGCUGGUCGAGCUGUCCCAGUGUUCCCCACACGACAUCAGCAACGUUCUCAAGCUUUACCUCAGACAGCUGCCAGAGCCCAUCAUGCUGUUCCGCCUGUACAACAACCUGAUGGGUUUGGCCAAAGAGAGUCUGCAGAGUGAAGGAGAUGCACCAGAGCGAGGGGUGGCAGAGUCGGGCAGCGUUAACCCAGCAGUGGGCAGGGGGCCCGAGCUGGUGGAUCUGGGUCCUGACACUGAUCCAGAUGUCCUAGUGCUGGUGGACAAGCUGAAGGAGCUUCUGAAGGUGCUGCCCAAGGCUAACAUCGCUACACUGCGCUACAUCAUCCGCCACCUCCGAAGGAUCGCAGAGCUGGAGGAGGAUAACAAGAUGAGUCCCAGUAACUUGGGGAUUGUGUUUGGGCCCUCCCUGAUGCGUCCCCGUCCGACCGGGGCCACGAUCUCCCUGUCCUCUCUGGUUGAUUACCCCCACCAGGCCCGCAUCGUGGAGACCCUCAUAGUCUUCUAUUCAUCCAUCUUCCAGUCCAAAACUUCUCAGACCCACAAAACCUCCCGGUCUGCUUCCACCUCCACUGAGCAGGGUACUAAUGCAGAUGACAAGAUGGGGAGCUCUGCCGCUGAAGAGGAGAGUGGAGGCGGAGAGGAGCAGAGUAAACCAGACUCUGACAAGAUGGAGGAGGGAUGUGGAAGUUCUCUGGGCUCCAGUGAGCUGCUCCCCGACUCUGACUCAGAGGUUGAUGACAGCAGCCAGAGGACUGCACACUCCCACAGCCUGAUGAAGCAGGAGAGCGAGGUGAGCAUAGAUGACGACCAGCUGAGCUACAGGGACAGCCUAGACCUGUCCAGCCAGUCUGCAACCCACACCGACCCAGAACAAGACGCGGAUCAGGACCAAGACAACCCGGAGGGAGGAGAGCCCCCCGCUCUGCCAGACAGCGGGCCCCCUGAUGACGACACGGGGGCGGAGCAGAACCUGAGCGUCUCUCUGGCCGAGCUCAAUGUUAACCAGUCCAACAACAACUACCCAUGUUCCCCUACUUUAAGCCUAUCAGGUCUUCCACUGGCACCUCUGGGUGGAAAGAAAUUACCCCUGACGAGGAACAGGGACAGUGAGCCUGAGUUUGUCUGAAAUCAUCAUUAUAUUAUCACUGGAAUUUAUUACAGGAAUCUGGUUUUUAUGCAUUAAAAUCCAGGGCAACCUGCAACUGAGAUGCUUAUCUCGUUUAUCCAAAUCAAGUUUUUAUGUUUUUUUUAUCCUGUGUAGAUGUUUGCAGCCGCAUUGAUCUAUCCUGGCAGUGAAACCUCUGCAUGCUUACUGCUGUUUGAUGCAACUACUCCUGUCAUUGCUAGAGGUUUGAUAUGAAUGAAAUGUCAAUUUCCAUUUGAAAGUGUCUUUAAUUUUUGCUCUUACAGUCCUGAGGAAAUGUAGGAAGCAAUCACGUCACUGAAUAAAAUCUCUUUUGAGUGCUGCUGGUUUCAUUUCAGCACUAGAAUUUAAAAAAUUAAUUUAGCAGUUUCUUAUAAAUGUUGCCUGUAGUGCCUUUAUAAGUGUUCGAUCUAUUUUAAUAAAAAUGCUUAUAUUUUAAAA
Seriola dumerili (greater amberjack) is the source of this 4571-nucleotide messenger RNA. It is a transcript of the gene arhgap45b, whose product is annotated as Rho GTPase activating protein 45. Lineage: Eukaryota; Metazoa; Chordata; Actinopteri; Carangiformes; Carangidae. Gene Ontology annotation, cellular component: membrane. The transcript is spliced from 24 exons. Gene Ontology annotation, molecular function: GTPase activator activity. The record is from RefSeq and is a predicted model, not a curated record. Bases 435 to 4112 code for a protein of 1225 amino acids. Gene Ontology annotation, biological process: signal transduction; activation of GTPase activity.